Cornus florida is the source of this 492-nucleotide messenger RNA. RefSeq names its product secreted RxLR effector protein 161-like. The record is from RefSeq and is a predicted model, not a curated record. Bases 1 to 492 code for a protein of 163 amino acids. NCBI's taxonomy places the organism in Eukaryota, Viridiplantae, Streptophyta, Magnoliopsida, Cornales, Cornaceae. The transcript has 2 exons.
AUGGCUCAGUUUGAACCUAAGAAUGUUGAUGAAGCUCUUCAAAGUUCUGAUUGGCUUAUGGCUAUACAAGAAGAAUUGCUUCAAUUUGUGAAAAAUGAUGUUUGGGAAUUAGUGCCUCGACCUAGUGAUGUUAAUAUCGAGUAUGAUUGGUAUUUGGUAGCAAUUAGGCUAGAUAUUUUGUUUAGUGUAGGUGUUUGUGUUAGGUAUCAAGCUGAUCCUAGAGAACAACACAUUCUUACAGUCAAGCGUAUUAUUCGUUAUGUCAAUAGUACAUUGAAUUAUGGAUUGGGUUAUUCUUCUGAGUCUAACUCUGAGAUUGUAGGCUAUAUUGAUGCUAAUUGGGCUGGUAACAAGGAUGAUAGAAAGAGUACUUCAGGUGGUUGUUUUUAUAUUGGUACUAACAUUGUUUCAUGGUACAGCAAGAAGCAAAAUUGCAUAUCUUUAUCAUCUUGUGAGGCUGAAUACAUUGCUGCUGGAAAUUGUUGCACAUAA